AUGUUCAGCUUUCUCAUUCUUGCUAGCAAUUUCAUGGGCUUGAGAGCCCCUGGCAAGGCCAUCUUGUUAGCUCUUUCUCUGAGCGGAACUGUCAUGAACGCCCCCGGUCGCACCCCUCCCAAGCUCGAAUGGACCGCUCAGAGCUAUGGCGUCGAUGGCGCGGACGUGGCUCACUCCCACUUUUUUCAUAAUCACGGAAGGAAAUACAAAAGUCUUGCUCUAAUGGAGCCAGGCACCGGCGAAGGACACUUUAGAUCAGCGAUCACAAAUUCGAUUACGCGGGUGAACAUGGGUAAUGACCUCCAACAUGUCGGCUACGACAUUGGUACCAUGCAUUUGGUGAAAACGCUACCCAACGUCCAAACCUACAAAUUUUCGCCGACUUCGGGUGAUUUACCAGUCAUCUAUGACGGGAAUACAGUUUUACUCUUGACUUGUUAUCUUCACGCGGACAAGGAUGAAGCAACGAGCUCCCAUACCAUAGGCGGUAUUCCAGUCGCAGGAGAGCGGAUUCCUCCCUCAAAUCUUGUUCCUGUCUGGUGGGCUGUAAUCCCCAAAGAUAGUGGAGUUGAGAGUGCUGAGAUAGAAGUCAAGUACACUACAACUGCAGUACCUCAAAAGAAGAAAUUCAUAUCAGGGCAGUCCUCUCAACUUCACGACGCAUUCAUUUGGAACGAAUUUCGACUGCUUAACUUCAAACUCAAAAAGGAAAAUUCAAUCAGAGUAAUUGCUGAUUGA
Molecule: messenger RNA, 738 nt
Organism: Puccinia graminis f. sp. tritici CRL 75-36-700-3
Lineage: Eukaryota; Fungi; Basidiomycota; Pucciniomycetes; Pucciniales; Pucciniaceae
Exons: 2
Coding region: 1-738 (245 amino acids)
Source: RefSeq, a predicted model, not a curated record